AACUUGUAAUGUUUAAAAUAUUAAAGACGUAGUAUAAUUAUAUGCAAUCUAGUUACAUUUAUACUUAUAUUGCAUGGAACAUAACUCAAUAUGUUUUUGCAUGAAACCUCUUGAAUCAAUAUAUUCGUGACAUCACAUGGAUCCGACACAACUGUUCAUAUAAUACCAAAUAAUGUAGACGUAUGACGCUAAUCAAAAAGCUAUUUAACAUAUUAUACAAUGCUGAGACGUCAAUUAAUUUUCUUUAAAUAUUUUAUUCAACUGUAACUAUUAUUUAAAUAUGAAAAAACAGAACAGUAAAAAACAAAAUAAGGGGGCUUCAAACCCACAAUUUACGAGUAAGCCCUUCUGUGACUGUACAAAAUGCAAAUGCAAUAAUUGUCCAGAUAUACUAGAGAUGCUCGCAAUAACAGUCACUGAUAAAUCAUGUGAUUUUGGUUCUAAGGUCAAAGGUAAAAAGGCUCAGCAUGACGAACCAAAUGUAAGAAAUAGACCUAGUCUCAUGAAUGUUAUCCAUGGUUCAGAGUGUAAUUGCGAAGUGAUGGCGCACGCAGUUCGCUCUCACGUGCACAUGAACCUUGGACUACCCGACAUGCACACAGCUAACACUUCAGAGAAACAAAACUCUUCCAAUAAUUAG
Molecule: messenger RNA, 640 nt
Organism: Galleria mellonella (greater wax moth)
Lineage: Eukaryota; Metazoa; Arthropoda; Insecta; Lepidoptera; Pyralidae
Exons: 2
Coding region: 281-640 (119 amino acids)
Source: RefSeq, a predicted model, not a curated record